Molecule: messenger RNA, 1660 nt
Organism: Stylophora pistillata
Lineage: Eukaryota; Metazoa; Cnidaria; Anthozoa; Scleractinia; Pocilloporidae
Product: carboxy-terminal domain RNA polymerase II polypeptide A small phosphatase 1
Molecular function (GO): RNA polymerase II CTD heptapeptide repeat phosphatase activity
Source: RefSeq, a predicted model, not a curated record
UUUAGUGGCCGAUCUUAGACUCUUAACUUAAGCUUCGGCGCCAUCGCUACAGUCAGGAAAACAUUUGAGUGCUUGCCAGCUGGUUUUAAGUUUCGAAGUGAUGAAGAGAGCAAGGGAUCAUGCCAAAUAUCAGGAUGGGCGGUCCAAUCACAAGUAUGCAUGAUGCAUUGUAUGCCAAUCAAAGCCUCCCCAAGUAUAUGACAGCCCAUAAUUUUGUAACUGUUCAACAGGAGGCGAAUUAAGGAUUCGGAUGUGAAAACAAAUGAACAAUCAUUGUGCACCACAGAAAGAAAGUUUGGGCUCUGUUUAAAAAGCGUUGUCGAUGGACAGCACGUCCAUUAUAACGCAAGUUAAUAAGGACGAUGAGUCGGCAGAAGUGAGCCCCUACACACAAAACAAACUCCCUUCAUCAGUCUCCAAAAAGCCAAGGAAUCGGAACAUAUUUUCCUCUUUUUUCUGCUGUUUUGGCGCCCAGUCUGCUGCUGCUACUGCUGCUGGAGGCCCAUACAGAACUGCAGUCACCCACACAAAUCACAACCAUAACCACAACCACAAUGAAAAUUCGCUUAGUAUCUCUACUGAAGAAAAAGAGCCCAAGCCUUGUAAAUAUCUACUACCUGCUGUCAGACAUCAGGAUAUGCACAAAAAAUGCAUUGUUAUAGACCUUGAUGAAACAUUGGUCCACAGUUCAUUUAAGCCUGUCCAUAAUGCAGAUUUCAUAGUUCCUGUGGAGAUUGAUGGGACAGUUCAUCAGGUCUAUGUGUUAAAGAGGCCUCACGUUGAUGAGUUUCUUCGCAGAGUUGGGGAGUUGUUUGAAUGCGUUCUAUUCACUGCUAGCUUAUCAAAGUAUGCUGACCCAGUUGCUGACUUGCUGGACAAGCAUAAAUCUUUUCGAGCCAGGCUCUUUAGAGAGUCUUGUGUGUUUCAUAGAGGAAAUUAUGUGAAGGAUCUUAGUAAACUAGGAAGGGAUUUAAAAAAGGUCCUUAUUGUGGACAACUCACCAGCAUCAUACAGUUUCCAUCCAGAGAAUGCAAUUCCAGUUGCGUCAUGGUUUGACGACUUUUCAGACAUGGAGCUUUUAGAAUUAAUUCCCUUCCUUGAAUCAAUAAGUGAAGCUGAUGAUGUCUGUGCAUAUUUGAGAAAUGCAAACAUGAACAUCCUAAAAGGAAGAUGUAAUUCCUUGGAACUCAACACCAGUAGCUGAAUUUCAAGUACACCUGAGAUUUGUAAUUAAAGCAUUUUACAAUUUUUUUCUGUAACAUAUCCACAUAUGAAAGUUCUGAAAUUCAAUAUUUUAUCAAAAAAUUAAGUGACACAGAUCAAUGUUAUUCUCCUUACCUCUCCUGAUUUGGGCAGAAGUCAUUUAGUUUACCUUGUUCACAAAAUUUUAGGUACCCUUGUUUGUCUCAUAAAAAUUUGGAUCAUUUUUAUCAUUCCAUUUGCAAAGGUAUUUGGUCUUUUAAUUUAAAAGUGACCAGUCUGAAAGGCUUAACCAUACCAACUUCUAACCCUUUAACUCCGGAGAUCUGAUUGUGAAUUCUCCUUUCUUUUCUCUUCAAGUUUCCUUAUACAAUUGUUGGGGUAAUUUGGUGUUUGAUCAAGAUAUCAACUUCUGUAUAAAUUUGAGUAUUCUCAUCACCUGAUUGCAGGAUAAUGUAUG